This is a messenger RNA of Didymodactylos carnosus, 2078 nucleotides long. NCBI's taxonomy places the organism in Eukaryota, Metazoa, Rotifera, Eurotatoria, Philodinida, Philodinidae. The record is from the annotation of a GenBank genome assembly.
CUCUCUCAAUUCUCUGUCUCACUGACGUCGUCUGAAAAAUACACGUGCUUUGAAAGCGAGAGAGGAAUGGAAAGAGAGUUUUCACAUGUUUAUGUGCUCUGACUUUCUUUCUGGGUAAAUAACAUAAACGUUCUUAUUUUGACACAAAGAAACUUAUUUCGUGGCUUUUCCACUUCUUUGUAUAUGUAAAAAAAAUAAAAAUAAAAUGUGCAACCCCCCCCUUUAUUCCCGAACAGAAAUGCAAUAAAAAAACAUAAGUCGUCGUCGUCGUGUGCGUUUUUUCUCCUUUCCUUUCCAAAACUAUAAAAUUUCUUUCUCUGUCUACGUAUGUAUGUAUAUUUGAUGAUGUGAGAGUGAGUGCGUGUGUGUGUGUUUUUUUUACACAAUACCAAUUCGAUCGUUGUUGUUGAUGGAAGCAACUAAAAUUUUUUGAUCAUUCAUUCCCUCAGAUUUUUUGUAGACAAAUGAUGAAUAUUGAAACAUUAUUACAAGCGGCCCAAAUUUUAGAAAAUCAACAAUCGAUACCGCCAAAAAAACGUCUAGCUAUUGCCAGAGGUGUAAAUUCCAGUUCAUCGUCCACAACUUCGAAUCAUCAAGACAAUAACUCAGUUGUUGUACCAAUUCAAAUUAAGAGUGAACGACUCUUAUCGACUGAUACAGAUUUAGAAAUACCUGAUAAUUUAAGAUUAAAUUUAAAUUCUUUAAAUGGUGGUUAUCAUUCAUCGAGACAAUCAUUAGAUGGAGAUAAUACAAGUAGACACAGUGUUGGAAUUGGAGGAUGUGAUGAUAAUAACAAUCAACCAAAUCAAUAUAAUGAAAAUGAAGGAAUAGGGAAUGAUUCAGCUAAUAAGACUCAAACAUGUUUUCGUGAUAGAGAAAUUCAUAAUCGAUUAGAAAAACAUAGACGAGCACAUUUGAAAGAUUGUUUCGAUCAUUUAAAAACUGAAGUACCAUGUCAACGUGAUAGAAAAGUAACAAAUUUACAAAUAUUAAAUAUGGCAAUUAAAUAUAUUCAAACAUUAACUCGUAAAGAACGUGAAUAUGAACAAGAAAUUCAAGUAUUAUCGAGUAGGCAUGUUGAAUUACAACGUCGUUUGAAAAAAUUAAAAGAUGAACUAAAUCAAGAUGGUCAUGAUGUUGAUCAAUGGUUAGAUGCUUGUUCGGAUGCUGAUCGUUCAACGUCAACAAAUACUGCGAGUGAAGCAGAAAUGUAUCGAUCAUUUGACGGAGAUUUAGAUCAUUUAGACGAUGAUAAUCAUAAUCAUGAUGAAAGGAGAGGAAGAAGAACAAGAGAUAAUCAAGAUAAUGAAUCCACAGACAGUCUAGAAUUUAAUGAACAGUCGUAUAGCGUCGAAGACUUAUGUUUUCGUCCAGUACCCAAUUCUACGUCAACAGUUGUAAAACCGACUCAAUUAAAACAAAAAUCUACUUCCAAUCACAACCAUCAACUUCAAACAUCUCAUAAAACAUCACCUUUCACUCAUAAUAGUGACAAUAAUUAUUCAUUACAACAUCGUCGUCGUUUAAAUCUCAAUGAGCAGCCAGCGGCAAAACAAUCUUCAUCUUUAGCAUCCGUCUAUUCUCGAUUAUUAGCUACAACAGCCUCAACUACGCCGACGUCUCCAAACUCAAUAUCUCUGACCAGUAUUUCGGCUACUCAACCAUCAUCACUACCUCAGUCAACGAAUACAAAUAUUUUGAAUAUAGCCGUGCCAUCAAUACAAAAUGACAUCCGCUACGAUAUUGUAGACUUAUUCACAAAAGGUACAAUAUCUCCUCAAACUCAAUCGCAAAUGGCCCUGUCACAAAUUUCACCAUUACCCUCAAUAGCCAGUUUAAUGCGUUCAUCUUUACAAAAUUCUCCACAGGGUCAACAAUCAGCCGCAUCGCCCUCUGCUCCAUCACCAACAAUUCAAAAACAUACCAUAGGUAUAAAUACCGACAAUCAAUAUCUGAUUACACCUUCAACAAAUUUACUCACACAGCAACAACAACCAACAACAAUUGUUGUCUCACAAUUAAGAUCAACAUCACCGUCGACACAGCAGCAACAGUCACUUGUGGUGACAACGACUUAA